UCUCAGCAUGCUCGGUCGUCCCGUUUCCUCCAUCUUGUUCCUUUUACUGUGGUUGGUGUAAAUACUACGUAGACAGUCUUCGCAAAGUGUGCGAGCCACUUCUGCGCGCGCGUCCGUCCGCGAAAGGGACACCGCAGGGUGAAUUUAAAAGAAUUCAAAAGAAGUAGCACGUGAGGCCCUGUGAUGAGAGUCCUGAUGAGAGACACGACAAUCCGCACCACAACCCUCCCCGGCCCAUCUAAGAUCCUUCCAGUGCACGACAAAAUGCUCAAACCAGCACCCGGAACUCCCUUCUCCAUCCUCCACGAUGGCCUGCACGAUUUCGCCCCCUCGUGGCAGCUGCCCGUCUUGCACAGCAUCGUCGUCGCGUACAAUAUGCGAAAACGGUUCACGAAACCUGAGCAUACGUUUAUCCAAAAGAUCCUCGCCCACCUCCUAGUAGCCCUCGGCGGCGGCACGCUCUCCGCCCUCCUCACCGCCCGCCCCGUCCCCCUCUUCACCUCCAACACCCUCCUCCCGCUCUACCUCACCGGCCACCUCCUCAUCCACUACACCCCCUUCCUCUUCCCGCUCCUCACCGCCCUCUCGCCCCUCUGGGAACCCCUAGCGGCCAUCAUCGACGCCGCGUCACGCACGUGGGCGCUUACACACGGCCUGGACGCGUUCCGGGCGCAUGUGCAGUACGCGCAUCUGUCACGGGACGCGAUCGUGGGGCAGUUUGCGUUGGGUGUGGUUUCGGUCACUGCGGGCGGGAUCAUCUAUAAAUGGAGCGCGUCGCCCGUGGGGAGGUAUACGUGGCCCGGGUGGGAUUUCGGCGUCGUUUGCUUUGUUACGGGGGUCUAUGUUGCGUAUUGGGAUAGCUCCACGUUGGGGGUCGGGAAGGCGGCUGGGGGGUGGGUGGGGCCGUGGGUGAGGGAGUACGGGGGCGUGGUGGGGCUGCCGUAUAGUGUUACGGGGGCGGAGAUGAGGACCGUCUGUAUGGCGUUGAUGGCGGUGGGGUUUUUGGCCGGGGUUUGGGCGCCGGUGGUGGCUGGGGGUGGUGGGGGAGCGACGGGGAGGACCGUGGGCAGGGGAACGACGGGUCAGGGUGGGUGGUAUGCGCAGCAGCAGCAGCAGCAGCAGGGGAAGGGAAAGAAGAAGGGGGAUGCAAAGAAAGAGUGAUAGAGGUGAUCCAUCGAUGCGCGAAUCAAAUCUGAGAUGAUUGAGACGGGACUUGCCGCCGCUUGGGUCGUCAGCGCCUUCUCUGCGUA
Molecule: messenger RNA, 1250 nt
Organism: Fimicolochytrium jonesii
Lineage: Eukaryota; Fungi; Chytridiomycota; Chytridiomycetes; Spizellomycetales; Powellomycetaceae
Exons: 3
Coding region: 184-1161 (325 amino acids)
Source: RefSeq, a predicted model, not a curated record